This is a messenger RNA of Kwoniella shivajii, 606 nucleotides long. RefSeq names its product inosine triphosphate pyrophosphatase. The record is from RefSeq and is a predicted model, not a curated record. Gene Ontology annotation, biological process: nucleoside triphosphate catabolic process. Gene Ontology annotation, molecular function: nucleoside triphosphate diphosphatase activity. Bases 1 to 606 code for a protein of 201 amino acids. Gene Ontology annotation, cellular component: cytoplasm. NCBI's taxonomy places the organism in Eukaryota, Fungi, Basidiomycota, Tremellomycetes, Tremellales, Cryptococcaceae. The transcript has 5 exons.
AUGACAUCUUUCGUCUUCGUGACUGGAAAUGCUAAUAAGCUUAAGGAAGUCAAAGCUAUCUUGGCUGCUGGAGAUGGCUCAAUACAAGUGACUUCUAAAGCGGUUGAUGUCCCAGAAGUUCAAGGUACAACACAAGAAGUAGCUAUUGCCAAAGUGAAAGCAGCUGCUGAAGAGCUCGGAACAGCGUGCGUUACUGAAGAUACGGCACUGUGUUUCGAAGCACUUGGCGGAUUACCUGGACCAUACAUAAAAGAUUUCUUAGCUAAGCUGGGUCAUGAAGGAUUAAACACACUCCUCGAAGGGUUCCCAAGUACAAAAGCGACUGCUUUAUGUACAUUUGCGUAUUCGUCUGGACCUGGAUCUGAACCGAUUUUAUUCGAAGGUAGAACAGAAGGUAAUAUCGUACCAGCUAAAGGCCCAGGUCAUUUCGGUUGGGAUCCAAUAUUCGCUCCCAUCGAAGGUGAAGGAUUGACUUAUGCGGAAAUGGACGGCGUAGCCAAGAACAAAAUAUCACAUAGAUAUAGAGCUUUGGAAAAACUUAGGAUUUAUCUAAGUGAGAAGGCUGAGAAACAGACGGAGAGUAAGUGGAAAGGUCUGAUGGGGUAG